Aplosporella prunicola CBS 121167 is the source of this 1791-nucleotide messenger RNA. RefSeq lists its product as uncharacterized. NCBI's taxonomy places the organism in Eukaryota, Fungi, Ascomycota, Dothideomycetes, Botryosphaeriales, Aplosporellaceae. The transcript is spliced from 4 exons. The record is from RefSeq and is a predicted model, not a curated record. Bases 1 to 1737 code for a protein of 578 amino acids.
AUGUCCGGAAUCGAAAUUGCAGGCCUCGUGCUCGGAGGCAUUCCGCUUCUCAUCUCAGCAAUCGAACACUAUAACGAUGGACUUGAACCUCUCAAAUGCUUCAUAUUGUGGAAAGGGAAGCUCUCUGAUAUGCUGCGCAAACUUUGGCAUCAACAUAACUUCUAUGAGAUGGCGUUGAGGCAUCUUUUGCAGGGCAUAGCGGAUAAUAAACAGUUGGAUGAAAUGAUAAACAAUAUUGGGGCUGAUCUGUGGAAAGAUGGUGAUAUAAAGGAGAAGAUUAGAGAAAAAUUGGGUGUAGCGUAUAUGGGGUAUUUUGAUACCGUCAAGGAAAUUGAAGAUAUUAUGAAAGACCUCUGUAAGCACUUAAAUCUCAACAAAUCAAGCAAGGCAACUAGAAACGAACUCGAAGCAUUUGUUAUUGCAAACCCACCCAAUUCUGGCCUACCCGGAAAACAACAAAAAUUUCAGUUCAGGAGAAGGGUGGACUUCACCAUGAAGCGGCGAGAACUAGCCCGGACGCUGGAACGUUUAAAAUACUGCAAUGAUCAGCUAUAUGAAUACCUUCAAAGAGCAGAAAAACUUGGAGAGGGGACUACCACUGGAACAAAAUCAAGAUCAAACCUGUCUUUAACCGUGAGGCAGGUUCAAACAAAUGCGAAAGAACUUCACGAUGUGCUUACACGGUCCUGGUGCCGCAUUGCACACACAACCCACCACGCAAAUCUGCUAUUGGAACAGCGCAUACAAAAGCCGAAUAAGGAAUUGGAUGAUGACAAUGCGACUCACUUCACUAUCUGUUUCCCGAAUUGUUCUUCUGCUGCGGGGUGGCAGUAUGCUGACGUGAGUGUAGCACAGGCGAGGCAGCCUUCAAAGCCUACAGGAAAGGUGCAGUUUUUGUUUACUCCGUCGGAUAAUUCUCCAGUUUCCGUACCAGGCAGGAAGACUUCAACACUCAGCGAAAUCACAGACAUCUGCAGAAUAUUGCAAGCAAACCAACCGAAAACAGGGCGCCUGGGACUUUCUUUAGACUCUGAAAGGAAGCUUCGAGGUAUCUUCCCAGUGGACAAGCAUCCGUUUGUCCUUGACGAUGUUGCAUCUCUUGAGGAGAUAUUGACACAGCCGCCUACGAGGAACGGAAAACCUGUCAGGAUAUCUAUAGCCGACAGAUAUACAUUAGCUGCUACAAUAGCUUCUUCUUUAAUUCAACUUCAUGCCACACCCUGGAUGAAGUACGGAUGGAGAAGACAGGACAUUAUGUUCCCCAUGAAGGAUCGGUUUCGCGAUUGCAAUGUUGAUUUUCAACAACCAUUUUUAUCAAACCGCCAAUUCUCUCAAGGAUCAUCCGUUACCUGCAUUCCUAAGGAUGAUGGAGACAUAUUCCUCGAACUUGGAACGAUGCUUGCUGAAAUUUUCUGCGGCCAAACCUUUGAAGAACGGAUUCAAGAAGAAUUUUCCUCGUCAAAAAUUAUAAAAAAAAAAAAAAAAAAAAAAAAAAAAAAAAAAAAAAAAAAAAAAAAAAAAAAAAUCUCUCAUCGUAGAGUACUUCGUCGAUGGGUCAAUGACCUUGAGCGAGAGGGAAACCUCUCAUUAGCCUCGAAGGGUGCCAUCUCGCAUUGCCUUUUUUGCCCUGCAGAUCCUUGUACGGACUUGGGUAAUCCUUCAGUUCGGCAAGGAGUGAUAGACAAAAUUGUCAUACCACUCCUGGCAGAGUUGAAGCAUUGGCGAAGUAGUACCUAAACAAAACAGUAUGCUAUGGAAGGCUCUAAGUGACGUUCCCAAUAUUCUCGGUAG